AUGGGAAAAUCACAAUCCAAGUUGUCGCCUACACAGCUAGAUGAGCUGCAGCGAGCAACCCAUUUUGACAAGAAAGAGCUACAGCAAUGGUACAAAGGCUUCCUUAAGGACUGCCCGUCCGGCACUUUGACCAAAGAGGAAUUCCAAAAGAUAUACCGGCAAUUUUUCCCAUUCGGCGAUCCGUCCUCCUUUGCAAAUUAUGUCUUCAGAGUAUUCGAUUCGGACAACAGUGGAAUGAUUGACUUCAAGGAGUUCAUCUGCGCGCUUUCGGUGACAUCCCGUGGAAAGAUGGAGGACAAGCUUGAUUGGGCUUUCCAACUGUACGAUAUCGAUGGUGACGGCAAGAUCACAUACGACGAGAUGCUGGCCAUUGUCGAGGCAAUCUAUAAGAUGGUUGGAUCCAUGGUGAAGUUGCCUGAAGAUGAGGAUACACCAGAGAAGCGUGUGCGAAAGAUUUUCCGCAUGAUGGACAAGGAUGAGAAUGGCAGCUUGGAUCUUGCUGAGUUCAAAGAAGGUUCCGCAAGGGAUGAAACCAUUGUAUCAGCCUUAAGUCUUUACGAUGGUUUGGUUUGA
Molecule: messenger RNA, 573 nt
Organism: Penicillium verhagenii
Lineage: Eukaryota; Fungi; Ascomycota; Eurotiomycetes; Eurotiales; Aspergillaceae
Product: EF-hand domain-containing protein
Exons: 3
Coding region: 1-573 (190 amino acids)
Cellular component (GO): cytosol; membrane; intracellular membrane-bounded organelle
Molecular function (GO): calcium ion binding
Source: RefSeq, a predicted model, not a curated record